This is a messenger RNA of Erinaceus europaeus (western European hedgehog), 6323 nucleotides long. RefSeq names its product SERTA domain containing 2 (gene SERTAD2). Gene Ontology annotation, molecular function: transcription regulator activity. Gene Ontology annotation, cellular component: nucleus. The record is from RefSeq and is a predicted model, not a curated record. The transcript has 6 exons. Lineage: Eukaryota; Metazoa; Chordata; Mammalia; Eulipotyphla; Erinaceidae. The coding region runs from base 1121 to 2059 and encodes 312 amino acids.
GGCGGGGACUGCUGUACGACUCAGUAAAGUCUGUGAGUCACUGCACAACCCAUCAAUCCAAUUAAAUGUCUUGAGCGAACCGAGCAGGCGGUGCUGCCGCCGCUGCCGCCGCCACCACAGCUCUCUCAGCCCCGGCCACCCCUGUUCUCAGCGCCCCUGAUCCAUGGCUGUCUGUCUGUACUUGUUACGGUGUAACCUCCUCCUCCUCUUCGCCCUCCUCCUCUUCUUUCUCCUCGGGAGCCGCUGCAACUUCCCCACAGCCAACCUCCUCUUGUGCUUAGGGACCGCAAAGGCAUGGGAUAGACCCAGAGCCACUUCUCUCGACCUCCCCUCCUGCCCUUGUUCAGUUUCCCCUCUAAAUUAAAGUGUGUUCCUCGCUCCUCGUCGUCUCUAGAGAUUUCAUUUCUCAGGCUCUUAUUUCCCUGGAUUUUAUUUCCCCUGCUUGGGCAGGGGGAGGGUGGUGGUGGCAAGGGACCAGCGGGUUAAUUGUAGGGAGGGGGCUCUCCACCUCCCCCGACCCCCCAACCUGCAAAUCUCUCCUCCUUUUUCGGCGGUGACUCGGUUUCCCCGCGCCUCUGCACUCCCACCCCUCCAACUCGGGGGGUCCUGCGCUCGGGUGACGCUCCGACACCCCCCGCCCAUCAGACGUCCCCUCCCUCGCGGCGGCUGGACUCAUCUCAGAGCUGGACCCGGAGCCGGCUUAGCAGAGGGAUGAACUUCUGGACUGCUUACCAAGUUCCAUGAAAAAAAAAAAAGUACGUUGAAAUUUAAAUUGGAAUCUCGUUUAAUUUAUUGGUGAGUUGAGGCAAGAAAUGACAUCUAUAGAUAUGUUCCUGAUAGUUAAAUGUGAAUAACUGACUUAAUUUCUUACAUAUUAUGUGAAAGUGAGAGGGAGAAGCUCUAAACUCUAAAUCCUGAAGUCCAAAACAAAUCGGAGCAAGCUCUUGAAAAUGUAUACACAAGGAACAAGCUUGGGGCACUGAGGUGGUUUGAAAAAUCCAGGAAGACAGCCAGCCCUUGGCAGUGAUGCUGCCUAGUAAGGCAGCACAACCCCUUUUUGGGCCUGUCAACAGCAGCCACUAGGAAGAACUAGAGACCUGGGUGGUGAGUCUGCAGAUAUAUGUUGGGUAAAGGAGAAAAGCGGAAGUUUGAUGAGCAUGAAGAUGGGCUGGAAGGCAAAGUUGUAUCUCCCUCUGAUGGGCCAUCCAAGGUGUCUUACACCUUACAGCGCCAGACUAUCUUCAACAUUUCCCUUAUGAAACUCUAUAACCACAGGCCCCUCACUGAGCCCAGCUUGCAAAAGACCGUUUUAAUCAACAACAUGUUGAGGCGGAUCCAGGAGGAGCUGAAACAGGAAGGCAGCUUGAGGCCUGUGUUCACCCCCUCCUCCCAGCCCAGCGACUCGCUGAGUGACAGCUACCGAGAGCCACCACCCACACUUAGCCACCCUGUGUCCCAGCCACCUCACCCCUGUGACCUGAGCAGCACUACACCCCUGGAGGUCUGCCUCACCCCAGCCUCUCUGCUUGAGGACGACGAUGACACUUUUUGCACUUCCCAGGCCAUACAGCCUGCACCUCCCACCAAACUCUCCCCUCCAGCUCUGGAAAAGGACAGCUUCUCCUCUGCCCUGGACGAGAUUGAGGAGCUCUGUCCCACAUCUACCUCCACAGAGGCUGCAGUCACAGCGACUGACGGCUCAAAAGGGGUCCCCAGUGAGUCCAGCCUUCAGAAACCCGAGGAGCCCCCAGAGAGCCGAACCGAUGACUCAAAACUGAUGGACUCGCUGCCUGGGAAUUUUGAAAUCACGACGUCCACGGGGUUCCUGACAGACUUGACCCUGGAUGACAUCCUGUUUGCUGACAUUGACACAUCCAUGUAUGAUUUUGACCCCUGCACAUCCUCAUCGGGGGCAGCCUCAAAAAUGGCCCCUGUGUCAGCCGACGACCUCCUCAAGACUCUUGCUCCUUACAGCAGUCAGCCUGUCGCCCCGAGCCAGCCUUUCAAAAUGGACCUCACAGAGCUGGACCACAUCAUGGAGGUGCUGGUUGGGUCCUAAUACCUGGGGACAUACCCACCCAGCCCUCUAGUAUCCCUGGACGCAGACAGCUCUCCGCACUGUGCAUGCACCCUUGCUUGCCUUUUUACAGAGAAAAAUGAACAUUUUACAAAAGGAUCACACUAGUUUUUGCUUUGAGCAGAGUUGGAGUGCCUUCAUCUAAGUAUGACCACUUUUAAUAUGCUUCUUUGAGUGGUUCCUGAGACCUACUACCCUGGGAUAGGAAAGAAUACAUUUGAAGACAAUGUUGCUAUGCUGAAUGAUAAAAAAAUUAAAAAAAAAAAUAAUAAACAGUUUAAGUGAAGCACAAGGAAUAAGUUGGAAAAGCUGUAAAUUGCAUGUGCAUACUUGUCUAUUUUUUAUAUAAGUUUUAUUGCAAGAGGUUAAAAAAGAAAUAUAUAUAUAUUAUUUAGAUAAUCUCAGUACUUUUUCCAGCAUUUUCGCCCUUGUAUAGGUUGACUUGGCAAUUCAGCCUUUUUAGAGGCAUUAACUAUUCCUCCUAAGUGUUGCAUUUACAUGGCUGUUUAGAAACUGCUGCCCAAAUUUAUUUUAUAUUUUUGUACAGAUUCUGCAGUUUAUGAUAUUGUUUUUCUAAAAACAAAUGCUGUUUAUACAUAUGAGAUAGCUAUUUUGAUAGGAUUUGCUCACAUAGUUCCUGCAAACUUAAGAUGUACAAGUUGCACUUGUACUUUUAUAGAGUUGUAAUAUUUUUUAAGUGUUUGGUGCAAAGAGAAAAUUGAAUCAAAUCAAUCCGCAGUUGAUGUUCCCCAAAUGCAGACACACACACACACACACACACACACACACACACACACUCACUCACUCACUCACUCACACUCAUUCUGCUUUAAGAAAGGGCCAGGCAAUAUCAUACACAAGUUACACAAGCACUGACCCCUCCUGGCAUGAACACCCGCCAGCACUGUGACUUCUAAAGCCAGAGCCACAUCAGCUCAUCAAACUUGCAUUAAGCAGUUGGCGGGAGGUGGCCACUGAGCUUGAAGUUUAAGUGAUGUUUCUCUUCAACUCCCUCUUUUGAGAUGGCUACCAAGUAUUCACUGUAUUUAUGCCAAGUUUGCACUUUUUGUUGUUAUUUAUCUUUUUAAACAAAACCCAGGAUCUUUCCUUUUGGGCAUAAUUUCUAUAAUGACCUGAAAUCUUAUACCCAAACAACCCACCCCUCGCACUGAACCCUACUGCAAUGUUGAGGACGUAGAAAGUCAGUCUUCCCCCAGAAGGCAUCCAUCAUGUUGCUCAAUUUUUCUUUGCCAGCUUCCCCUCCCAAGAGCUUUUGUUCCCUCUGUUGCUAAGUGCUGAAAAUGGCAUCUUCACAAUCACCACAGUGAGCUCGGCUUACCUUAGCCCUGCUUGGGAUGCACUCUUGUGACAUCCAAGGCUCUUGAACCUGGAGUUGGUCCCAUUACAUCACAGCCUUCAGUCUGGUUGCUUUCUUGAAUCAACUGCUUUAACUCACUUUUCAAGGUUUUACCCAAAUACACAAACAGGACUUUCUAUGCAUGUUUCUCUUCCAUCCCCCGCCCUACCCCCACUUGGCAAGUAGCUUUGUAUUCCUAGUGUUGUACAUUUAAUUUGAAAAUGUUUGCAAUGUAUCAUGCUUGUUGCCGAAAUUGUUGAUGGCCUUUUCAGUUUUUUCUUUCUCCCAAUGGUACUUUAGCUGGUUACAACCUAUAUUGUUGAAAUGCAGAUGGCUUCUUUAGGAAUAACUUUUAUAUUUAUUUAAGAAAUUUUAAAUUAUGGGAUUUGUGUUGUCUUUGUUGUUGGUCAUUUGUCUAUAUUCAGUCACCAGUUCUGCUCACUUCUUGCCAUGAAUAAAAUUGAGUCUUUCUGGCCAAUUAAAAAAAAAAAAAAGACAGCUUUAUAAAAUGGCACUUUAAACAAGCCAUAGAUAGUUUUAUUUUUAUAAUGCACAUGGCAAAGCAAAUACAUUUGUGAUGAAGGAACUGCUCAUCUAAGCAAAAAGAUUCAUGUAUGAUAUGAAAUCUUUUUACAUUGUAAUUUACUCUCCUCCACCCCCCCCCCAACUUGAAUGUGUUUUUAAAAGGCUAAUUAUCAACUCAGUGGAGCAGUGAGAAACAGAUCAAAUUGCACUUGUUCUCCUACAAGCAACCUCCACCUGGACACCUCUUACUUUGCAGAUGUGUCAUUUCCUUUGAUAGGACCAGGGACCAUACAGUUAAGGUGAGGGCUGCUGUAGAUGCUUCCAGUGUCAGUGUGCCUGUCCAUUUUAAGAGCUUCCUUAUCCUGUAGAGAACAAGUCUGCCCAGAUGCCAUUUGAUAACUGGAGGACCCGGCAAACUCUUAACAUGCUGCACACAUAUACAUACAUAUGCAUACACAAUAGUGAUGAUUAUUCCGUACAUUAGCAGGCGAAGACGGUUGAUUUGCCAUUGUUAAAAACUGAUUUACAGUAACUUAGAACAACUGUACUUUGGUUGGAUUAGCAAAUCGUGUGUUUAAACAAAUCCCAUAUGUUGGGCAACAGUUCAAAUAAGCACAGUGAAGUGUUGCCCAAACGUGGUUUUCUGACUCUCUUGUAUUUGUAAGGCUGGGCUUCAGAAUCAAAACAAAACCCCCCAGUGACAGCAGGCAAAUGUUUUUUAACUCUGGACACCCUUGCCAUAAAUUGUUGAUAUUCAAAGUCAAAUGAGGAAGACAUGAGAACUCUAGUGGCCCAUUUCAAAAAGAACAAAACCGGCAGUGUUCAAGUUAUCUUUGCGUCUGAUUUUUUACAAAGGGAUGCCCCAACAGGAGAAAUUUGAGCCUGUCUGAGGUCGCCAAGUCCCAGUUUGAGUGUAAGGUGUGCUUGCAGAUGCCACCAAGAGCAGUGCCUUCCCCUCUUAAAGGAUAGCGUGUGGCAUUCAGAGUCAGGAAGGCAGUUUGAGGUGUCUUUAUGCUUAAGACUUGCUGGGUGGAGCUGGGAGAGGACAAUUAUUGACAGUGGUGUGCAAUGAAGUGACAAGAUGAGAGCAGAAUAAUAAGAGCUUUGAAUUUGAAGUGAUUUUUCCAUAAGUUAUUUAUUCCUUUUCUUCCUUUGUAAAUAUAUUUAUUUUACUGUGGAGUUCUAACAACAUCUGGAUCGUAACAUGUGCAGAAUGUAUGGUAGGAAUGUAUUCUCUUGUAGGAAUGUAAAUCUGUAUUAAAAUGGGGUCCAAGCCAGACCCCUGGGUCUUCUCAUCAUAUGCACAGUCCACAUUUACUUUUACUCUCUUCUCUAAUAUGGGUCUAUUUGAAAUAUGCAAAAGGUAUGGAUGAGGAAUGUUUUAAUACCUCCAAAUUUUUAAGAAAAUCAAGCAUCAAAGGGUUGAUUUUUUAAACAUUUUUUUAGUAGCACUUUCUCUUUAUGACAGAAGGGGCAACCACACUGGCACUAGCCAGAGCCUCCACUACACCUUGAGUGUCUUUAUCAAUUGAGCUUUUUAUUGCCAUAGCCCCUUGGAAUAAUAUCCCAACUGCCCUGAGGUCAAUCAAGGAAAAUUUCUUAAAUAAGUAAACUCUAAAGAGCCAAAGUAUCAACUUACGGAUCAUUUUUUAAUGCUUAAAUCUGUUAGCCACCUUUGUGGCGAGCAAUGAAUUAUGAAUACGGCAGGGCAGCCUUCUUAAAUGACAGAUGUAAAAAAUAGACUCUUUACUUUGUGCAGCGAUUAUUGCUGUCUAUGAAUUGUCUUAAUUUCAAAACCUUGCUGUUAAAAAUUGGACCUUUAUACAUUUUCCAAAAAUUAUUGAAAAGAACAUAUUUAAUGUAUUCUGGCUGUAAAUGGUUAACUCCAUGUAACUGCCACUGGCAAUGAGGCAUGUGUGUCCUGCUUUGUGAACAGUUGUUUUCAGUGCUUCUAAGAAUGACUCUAAAUGUUCUUGAAAAUUAGCCAGGAUCAAAUGCUGUUGCAAACAAAGCCAAUUAAAAUUUUGGACAUCUUUUAGGGGUAAUAAGUUUGGGAGAGCAGUGCAGUCCUUAUGAGCAAACAACUAAGAUUUGGAAAAGAUGUAUAUAAUGCUGUGUUUGGUGCAUGGUUUUAAGGAGGGAUUUUGUCAAAAACAAAGAAAAACCAGGAGGUGUAACCUUUCCCCCACAGACCUGAGAGCUGUGCCUUUUCUAUGCAAUAUUACAGACGUUACAUUGGAACCCAGAUGGCUGUAUUCACAUGUAGGUUUGGGCUGUAAUCUAAACAAUUGGACAGAUGAAAUGUACAUGGAAAUGAGCAGUCUUUUGUAGUUUUAUAUUAUACAAUAAACAGUUAAAGAGAAA